Molecule: messenger RNA, 492 nt
Organism: Emiliania huxleyi CCMP1516
Lineage: Eukaryota; Haptophyta; Isochrysidales; Noelaerhabdaceae
Exons: 4
Coding region: 1-492 (163 amino acids)
Source: RefSeq, a predicted model, not a curated record
AUGCGUACCAACCCCUCCAGCCUCUCGCUGCCCCAUCCGUCACAACAUAGACGGCUGGCUGCCACUCGCUCGCUGGUCUCACACGUCAUCGUGCCGCUCGAGGCGCUCGGGAACACGGCGCGCUGGCUAGGCCGAAUCGUCGUUGCGGCGGAGACGGAGGUUGCCGCUCCGACGCAAGCCGCGGGAUUUUAUCGUGCGCUGCAGAUGCUCUCAAGAGGAUUUGCGAGUGGGCACGACCUGCUGUGGACAAAGUCUCUGACUGCGUGGUCGCCGCCCGCCGACUUUGGGAGGACGAGUGCAAUCUCCCGCUGCGAGCGCUUUGCCACGCACAACACGCCGCCGAGCUGCGUCAACGACUGGGCGUUUGCGAUGCCGGGGCCGCUGUUCUCGCGCUUCGUCGAUACGAUGCGCACGUGCUGGAGGAACACCAGCCACGCUGGAGCGCACGCGCGGCUGCUCGGCUCAUCGAGGAUCCCGCGGAAGGGGGUCUGA